AUGUCCACCUACGAUGGCUCGCGCUCGGCGCGCCAGUCGAAGCGGUACUCCAUGUCCGCGCUGUACAUGUCCAUGACCGCGAAUGAAGGAGAGAUGCAAAUUGAGGACGAUCUCGCUAAAGCCCAGAAAGCCCUACGGGAUCUCAAAUCCAAAAUAUCCUCCCAAUCGAAGAAGAAUUUCGUCCUCGAAAAGGACGUCCGCUACCUUGAUUCGAGAAUUGCGCUGCUUAUCCAAAACCGCAUGGCGCUGGAAGAACAAAACGAAGUAGCCAGCCAUCUUGAAGAAGGCGAAAUGGAAGAAGGUGUCUUCCCUAAUGACGACAAGACUCAGAAAUACGGCAACCUCUUGUUUCUCUUGCAAUCCGAGCCCAGGCACAUUGCUCAUCUUUGUCGACUCGUCUCAAUGUCGGAAAUCGACUCGCUUCUGCAGACGGUCAUGUUCACCAUUUACGGAAAUCAGUAUGAAAGUCGAGAAGAGCAUCUGCUGCUUACCAUGUUUCAGUCUGUCCUCACCUACCAAUUCGAUAAUACUCCUGACUAUUCCUCGCUACUUCGAGCCAACACACCCGUCUCACGCAUGAUGACGACCUACACACGAAGAGGCCCGGGUCAGAGCUUUCUAAAGAUUGCGCUGGCUGAUAGGAUCAACAGCUUAAUCGAGUUGCGAGACCUGGAUUUGGAAAUUAACCCCCUCAAAGUGUACGAGCGCAUGGUCGAACAGAUUGAAGAAGAUACUGGCACACUGCCUCCCAAUCUUCCCAAGGGCGUCACUGCCGAACAGGCCGCAGAGAAUCCUCAGGUUCAGGCCAUUAUCGAACCGCGACUGACCAUGCUCAUUGAGAUUGCCAACGGCUUCUUGUCUACCAUCAUGGACGGACUGGAGGAGGCUCCUUACGGCAUUCGCUGGAUCUGCAAGCAGAUUAGAAGCUUGACGAAGCGCAAAUAUCCCGAUGCUAACGACCAGAUUAUCUGUACUUUGAUCGGUGGCUUUUUCUUCUUGCGCUUCAUCAACCCAGCCAUUGUCACACCCAAGUCGUACAUGCUCAUUGACGGAACGCCCGCCGAACGCCCUCGCCGAACUCUCACUCUGAUUGCCAAGAUGCUCCAAAACUUGGCAAACAAGCCCUCUUAUGCCAAGGAGCCAUACAUGGCCAAGCUCCAGCCCUUUAUCCAACAGAACAAGGACAGGAUCAACAAGUUCAUGCUUGACUUGUGUGAAGUUGGCGACUUUUAUGAAAGUCUGGAAAUGGACAAUUACGUCGCUCUUUCCAAGAAGGACCUUGGACUUGAAAUUACGCUGAACGAAGUCUACGCAAUGCAUUCGCUAAUUGACAAGCACAACACCGAACUGUGCAAAGAUGAGGCAUCGCACCUGGCCAUCAUCGUAUCUGAGCUGGGUCCGGCCCCUCCUCAAGUGCCUCGCAAAGAGAACCGAGUCAUCAACCUUCCCCUGUUUAGCAGAUGGGAGACUGCAAUCGACGACUUGACCGCGGCUCUGGAUAUUACACAGGAGGAAGUGUACUUUAUGGAAGCCAAGUCCAUCUUUGUGCAGAUUAUGCGAACGAUUCCUCAGAGCAGUGCCGUUUCUAAGCGGCCGCUACGGCUUGAGCGUGUUGCGGAUGCUGCUGCCACCAGCCGCAAUGACGCCGUCAUGGUGCGUAAAGGUAUCAGGGCCAUGGAGCUUUUGUCCCAGCUCCAAGAGCUUGGCGUUAUCGACAAAGCCGACCAGUUUGAUCUGUUGAGGGAUGAGGUUGAGCAGGAGCUCCAGCAUCUGGGCUCGUUGAAGGAUGCUGUGAUUGCUGAGACUGAGAAACUCGAGGAAGUCUUCAAGACAAUCCGUGAUCACAACGCUUAUUUAGUCGGUCAACUUGACACAUACAAGAGCUACCUCCACAACGUACGAUCCCAGAGCGAAGGCACUAAGCGAAAGCAGCAAAAGCAGCAGGUUCUCGGACCGUACAAGUUUACUCACCAGCAGCUUGAGAAGGAGGGUGUCAUUCAGAAGAGUAAUGUCCCGGAUAACAGACGGGCCAACAUCUACUUCAACUUCACCAGCCCCCUGCCUGGUACAUUUGUCAUUUCCCUACACUACAAAGGUAAGUUCUUUUUCUCUUUCCAGCUCGAUGAUCUGCUUGAGAUGCAGAAAGAUAACCAAGACGAGCUGGAUCUCGAAUACGUUCAAUUUAACGUCCCCAAAGUCCUUGCACUGCUCAAUAAGAGAUUUGCUCGGAAGAAGGGCUGGUAA
Molecule: messenger RNA, 2244 nt
Organism: Trichoderma gamsii
Lineage: Eukaryota; Fungi; Ascomycota; Sordariomycetes; Hypocreales; Hypocreaceae
Product: GTPase-activator protein for Ras-like GTPase
Exons: 5
Coding region: 1-2244 (747 amino acids)
Biological process (GO): regulation of GTPase activity; regulation of actin cytoskeleton organization
Cellular component (GO): cell cortex
Molecular function (GO): protein binding; GTPase activator activity
Source: RefSeq, a predicted model, not a curated record